AAUUUCAAACUUGUUUGGAUAGAUAGAAAAUUAAGGAAAAUCUCUACUCUUUUACUUCUAAUAGACUUCUUUAUAUCAUCAUCUGCCUUAAAAGUAGAAAUUCCUAUAAAUUAUCACCCAGUAAAUUCAACCAUCAUUCACAAACAAGUGUUCGUAUCCCACCACUUCGAUCCUUUCUCCGAUCACCAACAAUGGCCGGCAAAACAAGUACUGUUCUCUUACUCUUCGCCACGUUCCUCACCCUCCUCUCACGCUCGCUCGCAAUCCUUCCCGAUGAAGCUUACCCGUCGGCUCAAUCCAUGGGCUGCUCGCUCUCCGGCGGCCUGGACUACGACGCGAAGCCCGUUCGCCGCGAGGUCUACGGCGACGGCACGAUCUUCGACGUCACUCACCGAUACACGCCGGAGAUGCCGUCGUGGGAAUCGACGGAAGGGAUUGGCCAGUUCCUAUGGCUGCCGAAGAGCAUGAAGAACGGAUCACUCGCUAACAAUUCGGAGAUGAAGCUCCCCGCACAUACUGGCACUCACGUUGACGCCCCUGGUCACGUCUUCGAUCACUACUUCGACGCCGGAUUUGACGUCGACACUCUCGAUCUUCAUGUCCUUAAUGGUCCUGCUCUGGUUGUUGAUGUACCAAGGGACAAGAACAUAACUGCUGAAGUCAUGAAGUCUCUUCAUAUACCGAAGGGAGUGCGCCGUGUUCUGUUUAGAACAUUGAACACUGACAGGCGGCUUAUGUUCAAGAAGGAGUUUGACACAAGCUAUGUGGGGUUUAUGAAGGAUGGAGCAAAAUGGUUGGUAGAUAACACAGACAUCAAACUUGUUGGAAUUGAUUAUUUAUCUGUUGCUGCAUUUGAUGAUUUAAUCCCUUCUCACCUUGUUUUCCUGGAGGGCAGGGAGAUCAUUCUUGUCGAAGCCUUAAAACUUGAUGGCAUCCAACCAGGAAUAUAUUCUGUCCACUGCUUGCCUUUGAGAUUACUUGGAGCCGAGGGGUCACCUAUAAGAUGCAUUCUCAUCAAAUGAUAAGUUUUCAAUGUAAAUAUUUAGCCCUUUGAAGGAAUAAGAGUGCUGUGCAGAGGAUUUGUGGCAGGAUCUGCUGAGGGGAAACCUCUAGUAUUAGGGAGAGGACAUUUUUCUUAGCUUCUUAUAGGAUAUAUGCUAUACUCAUUGGAUGCUUAUGGUAAUAAAUUAGGUCAUAGGGAGAGUUUUUGUAUAUUCUAGGUUUCUUUUUUAUUUGGUAUGUAUCGGUAAAUCCACAUUUUAACUAGUUAUUCAGCGUUAGUACGUUUUAUUAAUGAUGAUGAUCAGAUCAUAAUGUUAUUUUUGGAGGAAGAUGAUGAUCUUAUGGUACUUAACAUUGUUGUUGGAA
This is a messenger RNA of Carica papaya (papaya), 1368 nucleotides long. Its product is annotated as cyclase-like protein 2. The record is from RefSeq and is a predicted model, not a curated record. NCBI's taxonomy places the organism in Eukaryota, Viridiplantae, Streptophyta, Magnoliopsida, Brassicales, Caricaceae. Gene Ontology annotation, molecular function: arylformamidase activity.